UCUCUCCAUUUUCCUCUGUUUCUUAUUACUUAUUGAUUUUUCUAUAAAAACCCCAUUUCUAUUUGCAAACUCCUCUUACUACGACUUUGCUCCACCCACUUUUCUCCAUAAUUUUCAGCCAUGGCAGAUCGAUUUCUCACACCCUUUCUACUUUUGGCCUUUUUCACCAUCUUUGCUUCCCACAUUUCAGCUACAACAAUGACAUUAUACAACAAAUGUAGCCACCCAGUUUGGCCAGGAAUCCAGCCAAGUGCAGGUAAACCGAUUCUGGCUCGUGGAGGGUUUAAGCUACCGCCGAACAAGGCAUACAGACUUAAUAUGCCGGCUGGGUGGUCCGGUAGAGUUUGGGGCCGCCAUGGAUGCGCUUUUGAUGCUGCUGGUCGUGGACGCUGUGCAACUGGGGACUGUGGUGGUUCACUUUUUUGUAAUGGAAUUGGUGGUACCCCUCCGGCUACUCUCGCUGAGAUUACUCUGGGCAAUGAACAGGAUUUCUACGAUGUGAGUCUCGUAGAUGGCUACAAUCUCGCCAUCUCUGUAACUCCAGUCAGAGGCAAAGGGAAAUGCAGCUAUGCUGGGUGUGUGAGUGACUUAAACACAAUGUGUCCAGCAGGUCUACAAGUUCGUUCUCAUGACAAGAGUCAAGUAGUGGCUUGCAAAAGUGCUUGUUCAGCUUUCAAUUCACCAAGAUAUUGUUGCACUGGAACUUUUGGUAACCCACAAACUUGCAAGCCAACAGCAUACUCAAGGAUAUUCAAAACUGCUUGCCCUAAAGCUUAUUCAUAUGCUUACGAUGAUCCCACUAGUAUUGCCACUUGCACUGGUAGCAGCUACGUCCUCACUUUCUGUCCUCACCAUUAAUCUUGUCUUCUUCUUUUUUCACUGUCAUCAGAUCAGAUCAAAUCAAAUAUAUAGUACUCGUGAUUUUUGUCUUUCAUCUAAUAUCUCUCUAGGUUAAAUUCCUAGCUACGUUUAUCUUUAAUUACUAGUUGUAUUUUGUAUUAUAAUGAUCAUCGUCAAGUGUUAUUGUCACUAGUGGUGUACCUUUCUAAUUAAUUGGCAGCAGUAAUCAGAUUUAGUUAUUAUGUCUAA
Solanum pennellii is the source of this 1089-nucleotide messenger RNA. RefSeq names its product thaumatin-like protein. The transcript has 3 exons. Gene Ontology annotation, cellular component: extracellular region. Gene Ontology annotation, biological process: defense response. Bases 121 to 858 code for a protein of 245 amino acids. The record is from RefSeq and is a predicted model, not a curated record. Lineage: Eukaryota; Viridiplantae; Streptophyta; Magnoliopsida; Solanales; Solanaceae.